CGACUACAGGGAAAUGCUAUAAAUGCAUUUACUACAAGCUAUUUUAAUAAUAGAUGUCGCUAUAAUAUUGAGUGUGUGGUAAGUGAUACUUAUACCAUUUUCGCUUUGUGUACACACAGUGUACAAUUGACGUUCGUUCAGUGCAGUUCGUUUGUUUUGAGCUUGUGCAAAAAAUGACAGACCAUUUAGUAAAAAUUGAUCAAAAAGAUUUACAAACCCUAAAAAAUCUUUACACUUCCGAUAGUUCGAAGAGUUAUAUUGCUUAUACGACGAUUGAUAACUAUAUUCGGUGGUUCGAACAAGAUCCCAAUGUGAAACAUGUCAAGAUUUUCUGUUUAAACGGAGAUUUCUCCGAUGGAACAUUCGUUGUCACGGAUCGCUGUACUGCGUAUGCGGACACAUUCAAUGAAUCGUUCGACAGAUUGAUUCGUUUGCUACAGCUGCUAGACUACUCAAAAGGCUACACCUUUUUAAGCGUACGAUCUGAACUUCGAUCGGUUAUCAAAGAUGCUCUGGAACGAGCAAAGGUUGAAAUUAUUAUGAAUGACACGACGUUACUAUAUUACUUGCCAAAAGAAGAGGCGCUGAAAUUCGAUACACAGCCGCCCGAUGGCAUUGAAUUGCGACCAAUCACGGAACUCCAUGAUAUUGAGAAAGCAAACUCCGUUUGGCCGCAUCGGAAUUCAAAUUCACUUCCAUUUCUUCAAAGAAUGGCCAAUUACAAUACAAACAUCGGAGCAUUCACUGAAGAUGGUAAUUUGGUGGCCUGGCUUUUCCGGCUUUCAACUGGUUUGCUCGGAGCUUUACAAACAGAUGAAAAAUAUUAUGGAAAAGGAUACGGCGGACUGGUAACUAGAUAUGUGUCCAAAAAGAUCGCUGAAAUGGGCCAUGAUAUCUAUGCCGGUAUAUUUAAAAACAAUACACCAUCCCGAUCACUGUUUGGCAAACAUGGCUUCAAAUCAAUUGGCGAGGUGCAUUGGAUUACUACCAAAAUCACAUGGUCUUCAGUCGAUGAAUAGACGACAUAAGAAAUUCCAGCCACAUGUCAAAACUAUUUUUUAAUGCAAUAAAGCACAAUAUAUGUUGAUAUCAUUUGAUUUUUGAGAUUAUUUUCGUAUUAGCAUUAUUUCGUAGAAUUAAUAUUAGGCUGUUCAAAAUAAAUAAAGUUUAAAAUGUGCAAUGA
This is a messenger RNA of Sitodiplosis mosellana (orange wheat blossom midge), 1183 nucleotides long. RefSeq lists its product as uncharacterized. Bases 174 to 1019 code for a protein of 281 amino acids. Lineage: Eukaryota; Metazoa; Arthropoda; Insecta; Diptera; Cecidomyiidae. Gene Ontology annotation, molecular function: acyltransferase activity, transferring groups other than amino-acyl groups. The transcript is spliced from 5 exons. The record is from RefSeq and is a predicted model, not a curated record.